Messenger RNA from Pleurotus ostreatus (oyster mushroom), 1488 nucleotides. RefSeq lists its product as uncharacterized. The transcript has 9 exons. The record is from RefSeq and is a predicted model, not a curated record. NCBI's taxonomy places the organism in Eukaryota, Fungi, Basidiomycota, Agaricomycetes, Agaricales, Pleurotaceae. Bases 1 to 1488 code for a protein of 495 amino acids.
AUGACGGACAGUACCAAACCCCAAAUCGCACUUGUGGGUUCCUAUUCCGACGCCUUCGUGAAGGCUUUGGGAGACGAUAACUUUGACGUCGAGCAAUGCGAUUCAGUCCCCAACCCCGCGACGAGGACAUCGAGCCUCGCAGCGCUUGCUCUCAAGGGCGAGGAGUACACCCUCUCCGAAAGCGACAUUACAUUGAUGCUGCCCGCCAAGACGGUCCUUAUUUUCUUUGGGCCUACAUCGACGCUCCUGGAGACCGUUCAAAGCGCCACCAACACACCUAUCGACAUCCCAAGUCUCGAACUAGUCGAUGGCUUGCCGCUCCUCGUGUACAUGGUUGAUGGCAUGGUCAACAUCGCUACCAGUAUUGUUCCCAGCGAUGCUCAGGUCCUUCCGCUAGUACAAAGUGCUCUCAAAGGAAACAGUGAGAUUGUGGCGACGGAUGGAUAUCAACUACAAUCGCCAACCGAUCCCGUUGAACAAGCCGUAAUGUCCAUCGAUAACGCUGUUACCGAAGCGCAGAGCGACAGGGCCUAUGUAUCCACCCUUGAUCCACCGAUCGGAACUAUUGGUUUUAAGAAGGGUACCCUGUCUAAUUUCGCGAACAUUGCGAUCAACCGGCUUGCCUGGAGUCCAGCGGGGAUCUAUAUGGCUGCGGCUCCUACAUCCCAUAUUCAGAGAUAUACCUUGAAGUGGUACACGGAUGUGUACUCGUACGCAACGGGCGCCGACUGUAGGAAUAAAACCCCCACACAGUUCGCUAACGAGGGUGGUGUCGUGUACACCGUUGUCAUCGAUCGUGGCAACUUGCGACGCUCCCCGGAUAGUGCGCCACGAUAUUGGGGACCUGAGCGGGGGUAUUGUGGCUACUACUUCGUCGAUCACAACACGACAACCCACCGUGCUGGCUCAUCGCUAAAUGUGCAUACCUUCCAACCGCAAGGUCCAGACUCGCAGAAUGAAAGCAAGAUUGGCUACAACAUCAGCUAUGAACAGGAUAUGCAGAUGUUAAAUAACAACGGACAUUCAACAUUCACAUUCAAAGCCAAGUAUAUGAACGGGUUUGUCUUAGAUCAAUUUCAGCUACACGACAGCCUAGGGAAUUCAGGCGUGGAGUUUUCGGUUGAUUACAACGGCUACUAUGACUAUUGGGCUGACCCGAAAUUCGCCACCAAGCAAUGGUGGAACCCUGGUGUCUUCGAGAAACUCCCGAAAUCCGGACGUUGGGCUGUUCGCGAUGGUUUGCCGGUCGACAAUAUGCCUAUCAAUGCGUUAACUGUCUUCUCGUCGAGUGUUGGACAACACACUAUGACGUCCGAAUUCUCUGCAGACAUCAGAGCGUUCAAGUCUAAUUACUGGGAUACUAGUAGUGAUCAUAAAAAGCCUGGUGAGGUUUCUAAUUCUGACGGGAACGCACCUACCCAUUUCCAGACAACCGGGAUCUCUGAAAAAAGGACGUGGAAUCGUGCGUUGGGUUUGACCUGGACCUAG